Messenger RNA from Diachasma alloeum, 1822 nucleotides. RefSeq names its product beta-1,3-galactosyltransferase 5. Lineage: Eukaryota; Metazoa; Arthropoda; Insecta; Hymenoptera; Braconidae. The record is from RefSeq and is a predicted model, not a curated record. Bases 342 to 1619 code for a protein of 425 amino acids. The transcript has 2 exons. Gene Ontology annotation, molecular function: hexosyltransferase activity. Gene Ontology annotation, cellular component: membrane.
AUUUACCCGAGAGACAAAUGUCUCACGAGAACAAUUACUACAACGGAAAUUACCGUGUUUUGAUGGAAACUUUCUUUUUUGUCCGCAAGUAAAUUGAUGCAACACGACAAAAUAUCCCUUCAGGGGAACAUAAUUUUUCGGCAGAACUAAUUUUUUCUCUCAUUGUGGACUUCAAAAAUCAUGAAAGUCACUCAUCGCCUUUGCCGGAAGACAAUAUUUCACAAUAUUUAUUUUCAGUCAUUACCCGUUUACUUUUAACUCUCUGCCAGUGAAGAAAAGUAAGGUCAAAAACUGGUAUGCGAUUUUCCGGACAUCCUUGAGUCGAUUUAUUUGUUAUCGUCAUGCGCCCCUUUUUGAGCCCUCGCCGUCACGAUCUGCAGAUCCUCAUAUUGUGCUUCUUCGCUCUCACCUUGUACUUGUAUCUACGAAUGAGUACGAAUGAUUCGUCUUCUGUCAUCGCGCCUGGAGAUGUCAGUGAAUCGGCUUUCAUCAGAGACGUCAAUGAUCCCAACAUCAGGAACGCAUCCCCCCAGUCUUCAAAGGCUGCACCAUUGUCCUCCCUCUCGACCAACGCAACUGCUCCUCGGAAUUCAGCCCCACCAACGGGAUCAACAUCCACAUCACCACCUCAGGGUCUUCAGCCUCUUGAGAGACCCUUCAGCCUCUUCAGAGCCUCACCCACCACACCAGGCACUCAGCCAACCGUCACCAACGAGAAUAACACAAUACGUGCGAUAUAUCAAGGUGGAUAUAAUGUAUCAGCCCAGGGGAAGUGCCCCAAACACGGCGAAGACAUGGAUUUGGUGAUUGUGAUCACGUCAAGACCGUCGCACACAGCAGCGAGAACUGCAAUACGACAAACAUGGGUUUCCCUUGAAGAACUUACAAACGUCAGUGCAGUAUUCAUGCUUGGUACGACAGAAGAUCCUGAAUUGGAGAAGCUUCUCCAGGACGAGCAGAAGUGGUACGGCGAUUUGAUAAGAGGUAGAUUCCUAGACUCAUACUCAAACCUAACGCUCAAGACAAUCUCAACGUUAGAAUGGGUCGACACAUACUGCUCAAACGCCAAGUUUCUCCUGAAAACCGAUGAUGAUAUUUUCAUCAACAUACCUCGACUCUUGUCCUUCGUUGAAGAACACGAGGGACAGAGGAAUGUUAUAUUUGGUAAAUUGGCACACAAGUGGAAGCCGUUUAGAGAUGAACAGAGCAAAUACUACAUCUCUUCGGCGCAGUACAAACCCGUGCUGUAUCCUGACUUUAUGACUGGACCGGCCUACCUCUUGUCGGGGGAUGUUAUCAAUAAACUGUAUGAGAGUGCGCUGAACCAAACUUUCUUUAACCUGGAGGAUGUCUUUAUUACUGGUAUGGUUGCUCCCAAACUCAGGAUCGAUCUAGUGCAUGUCAAUGAAUUUUGGAAUGACAAAAUCAGUUACACCUUUUGUAAUGUGCAACGUGUCAUCAGUAUACAUGACGUUGAACCUGAACAUCAAGCCCUUCUUCAGAAAAUGCUGGUAGAUAGUAAGACCAAGUGCAAGUUCGGAAGGAGAAAAUACAGUCGAACACUAAAGUUCGUGAACAGAAUACAUAAGAUACAAGCUCAGGUUGUUCAGGAAUUUUAGUGCUCCACUGUACAUCCUAUCGUGAAGAUACAUUCCAUUGAGUGAAACCUGUCUUGUAAGCACAUGACUACUUCCUGACUGUGACCAAAUUAUUGGUUCAUGUUGCUGUAAUCUUGUACGAGUGAGAACACAUGGUAUUUGCAACGUAUUGUGUCUCGAAUGUGCAGAAAGGAUUUUAAUUAAAGACCUGAUGUUUACAUAAA